AUGGAAUCAUCCGCGUCCGGUUCAGGAGAAUCGCAAAAUCAAAAAAGAAGUGUUAUUUGGAUGCAUUUCACCAAUAUAUCGGAAGCUAAUGCAAAGUCUAAUCUUUGUAAAAGUAUUUAUUCGCAUAAAAAUGGAAACAUUAGCAAUUUAAGGAAGCAUUUGAAAACUAAACAUCCGACUCUUUCAUUGGAAGGAGAAAGGGCAAAACGGCGGGUGGAAGACGAAAAUAUGCCUAGGUGCAAAAAGAACUUAGUUUCAGGCAUUAAACAAGCAACCAUAGCCAAACAGCUGAAUUCAAGCCGAUCGAACUGCGGCAACAAGCUUCUGUUCUAUUUCUUGCUGUUACUAGAUAUCAAAGUUUACAGCUUCUGA
Messenger RNA from Acanthoscelides obtectus, 372 nucleotides. Lineage: Eukaryota; Metazoa; Arthropoda; Insecta; Coleoptera; Chrysomelidae. The record is from the annotation of a GenBank genome assembly.